Molecule: messenger RNA, 729 nt
Organism: Arabidopsis lyrata subsp. lyrata
Lineage: Eukaryota; Viridiplantae; Streptophyta; Magnoliopsida; Brassicales; Brassicaceae
Product: zinc finger protein ZAT8
Exons: 1
Coding region: 74-583 (169 amino acids)
Biological process (GO): response to chitin; response to stress
Source: RefSeq, a predicted model, not a curated record
AUCACACGACGACACCGACACACAAGCAUAAAACCCUAGAAGUCACGACACUCACUCAAUUCAAAUACUAAUCAUGGUUGCGGAAAGUGAUAAUCUUGAUCCGACGGCGGAUACGGCGGCGAACUGUCUGAUGUUGUUAUCGAAAGUUGGGGAACACGACGGAGGAAAGAAACGUGUUUUCCGAUGCAAGACUUGUAAGAGAGACUUCUUUUCGUUCCAAGCUUUAGGAGGCCACCGUGCAAGCCACACGAAACUUAUCAACAGCGACGAUAAAUCACUACCUGGAUCACUUAAGAAGAAGCCUAAAACUACGACGACGUCGUCUCAUACUUGUCCGAUUUGUGGUUUGGAUUUUCCGAUAGGACAAGCUCUUGGUGGUCACAUGAGGAAACAUAGGAACGAGAAAGAACAAGAAAAGGCCUCUAACGAAUUGGUUACGCGUUCUUUCUUGCCGGAGACGACAACGGUGACGACUUUAAAGAAAUCGAGUAGUGGGAAGAGAGUGGCGUGUUUGGAUUUGGACUCAACUUCGGUGGAGAGUUUGGUCAAUACGGAGUUGGAGUUGGGAAGAACCAUGUACUGAUUUUUCAUGUUCGUUAAUUAGGGUUUUAGGUUUAUUGAUAGAUAAAAACAUCUUACAUAUAGAGUUUUUGCAUUGAUUUAGUCUUUGUUGAUCCAUUUAUCUUACUGUUCGAUGUGUAUACAUUAAUACAAUUUGAUACUAUUCAA